Ceratosolen solmsi marchali is the source of this 2021-nucleotide messenger RNA. RefSeq names its product facilitated trehalose transporter Tret1-like. NCBI's taxonomy places the organism in Eukaryota, Metazoa, Arthropoda, Insecta, Hymenoptera, Agaonidae. Gene Ontology annotation, biological process: transmembrane transport. The transcript is spliced from 5 exons. Gene Ontology annotation, cellular component: membrane. The coding region runs from base 141 to 1352 and encodes 403 amino acids. The record is from RefSeq and is a predicted model, not a curated record. Gene Ontology annotation, molecular function: transmembrane transporter activity.
CGGCCGCUUAAAUCUUUCUCCACCAAGCAAGUUCCAAUGAUUUUUGUGUAAGCGGCUCAAUUCCAGAUGCCCUCUUCAAGGAGUUACGAUUCUAUUUAAAUUUGUAACCGUCCUAUCGUUAUAAAACUUAUAGGAAGCGAAUGAAAAGUAGCCGAAGCACUAUAAAGUUAAACGAACUGAAGGAGACGACGAAGGCACAGGAGAUGGAAGCUGCCAAAAUACAAUCCAGGAGCCAAAGAACUCAAUGGAAACAAUGGGCGGCGUGUAUUUCUGCGACGCUGUCAAUGGUAGCCGCCGGCUCAGUUUAUGGAUGGACCACCACGAUUAUUUCACGUCUGACUAACGCAACGGAGGACGUGCCCGUGCACAUCUCGAUGGACGAGUCGUCAUGGGUUAUUUCUUUGACUGUGAUAGGAUCAAUGAUCGGACCAUUUUACGGCGCUUACGUCGCUGCUUCCUGCGGUCGGAAGCUCUGCCUCCUUAUGAGCUCCCUCUUCUACAUUCUCGGCUGGCUGCUGGUAAUCUUCGCGCAGAACGUCUGGUACCUCUACUUCUCGGACUCGGAGGAGCUGCUCCUCGAGCUCGAGAUCGUGCGCAAGAAUAUCGGCGAGAACAGCGACGGCGAGUUCGACGAGCUCAAGUUCAGCUUCGCCGACUUCCUCCUCCUCAUGAGCUUGAGGAACCGGCGUGCCCUCCUCAUCGUCAUGGGCCUCAUUCUGGGCCAGCAGCUCAGCGGCAACUUCAGCACCAUGCAAUACCUCGAGCACAUGUUCCUCGAAGCGAAAAUAGGCAUCGACUCGCAUAUGGCGACGAUAAUCGUCCUAGCCGUUGGCCUCGUAUCCGGUGCCCUGUCGACCCUCAUGGUCGAGGGUGCCGGCAGACGGCCCCUCUUAAUCUACUCGAGCUUCGGCCUCAUGGUCAAUGCCAGCGGUGCGGACAUCUCCUCCUUGAAUCUUCUCCCUGUCGUUGACGUAAUUGUCUUCCAGGUGGUCUAUCAGAUCGGACUGGGCACGUUGCCGAACCUCCUCAUCGGCGAGCUGUUCCCCACGAACGUAAAGGGCAUAGCCGGAGCGAUCGUCACCGUCUUCGACGGCUUGCUGGGAUUCGUCGUGUCGAAGAUGUACGAGGUCAUAUUUACCAAUGUUGGCUCCCACGUCACUUACCUCCUAUUCGCUGUAUCGUGCUCCCUCCUCUUCGUAUUCAUUUACGGCUUUAUACCGGAAACCAAGUGCAAGACAUUCAAUGAGAUCCAGGAGAUGCUUGGUGAAAUGCGGCCCUUUAAAAUGACGGCGGCUGACGCGCGAUGCUGGCCCUUUAAGACGACCGUGAAGGAUAAGAGCGAGGAGGCGUGAUUGUUUAUGAUUUUGCGAUCUCGGUUAUUAAGUUUUACGUCUGUCUUUUUUCCAUCAAAUCGGCACUCCUCAAUGUCCCGAGAACUCGACAAUUCGCCGAUUAUUGCGGGCGUCGCUCGAUGAUUUAUGUAUGUAUAUAAAGUUAGUGACUGUUGAGGUAUAAUUUGAUCGAUGAUAAUCAUCGCGGGGGGUUUUAGAAUUAUCGAGCAUAAUAAAUCGUUUAGUUUUAUUAAUAAUUGCCGUGGUAUUGUUAUUGUACGCAAUUCGUCGCUUAGGAAAACUGGCGUCGAUUAACGUAAGGUUACGCACAAGUGACGAUGUGAUAAAUAAUAAAGACAAAUAUUUUAAAUAUGAAAUAUAUUUUUAAAUACAUUGUUGGAAAAAGUGUUGGCUUACUCGGUUCUGCGAGGCAACGAGUAAUUUGGUACAUACGUAAGGGUACUUUACUUUUUACGUGCUCACGCGCGAGAUAAUCGAGCGUUUUAAGUAUCUACAAAUUUAUGUCGGCCUUGAGAUGAAACGAUAUGGACGAGAUUUCAUCAAUUUUUUUAAACAAAGCAGUGAUAAUGCUUUGGUUGGUAGUGGAUUUUCACCGAGGGACAUUAUAGUCCUUAAAUGUAUCAAAUUCAGACUUUAAUUAACCUUUGUUGAUCCUGUCAUAAAAAAUGA